Coffea eugenioides is the source of this 973-nucleotide messenger RNA. RefSeq names its product histone H1. Lineage: Eukaryota; Viridiplantae; Streptophyta; Magnoliopsida; Gentianales; Rubiaceae. Gene Ontology annotation, molecular function: double-stranded DNA binding; structural constituent of chromatin; nucleosomal DNA binding. The transcript is spliced from 2 exons. The coding region runs from base 72 to 701 and encodes 209 amino acids. The record is from RefSeq and is a predicted model, not a curated record. Gene Ontology annotation, cellular component: nucleosome; nucleus. Gene Ontology annotation, biological process: nucleosome assembly; chromosome condensation; negative regulation of DNA recombination.
UUAUUCACGCAAAGUCAGAAAGGUUAUUACCGUAUCGUUCACUCUGUUGUUGUUUCUUGUGACACUUCGCGAUGUCGGCCACCGGAGAUGCUGAGAAAACUGCCGUUGAGCAGCCUCCGGCUGAUGCUCCCCCUGCGGAGCAGCCAGCCGAGAAGCCUGCUAAGGAGAAAAAGCCUAAAGCUCCUAAAGAAAAGAAGCCUAAAGCGCCCAAAACUGCUGCUCAUCCUCCUUACUUUGAGAUGAUUAAGGAGGCCCUCGUUGCACUGAACGAAAAGAGCGGAUCAAGUCCGUACGCAAUCGCAAAGUUCGUGGAAGAGAAGCACAAGUCGGAACUGCCUGCGAAUUUUAGGAAGAUCCUAGGGCUUCAGUUGAAGAACUCUGCGGCGAGGGGAAAGCUGAUCAAAAUCAAGGCCUCGUACAAGUUAUCCGAGGCAGGCAAAAAAGUCCCCGCCGUGAAAAAGCCAGCCAAAGCCAAUGCGGAGACGAAGAGGGCUGGUAAGCCGGCUGCUCAAUCGAAUGCGAAAACCACUAGAGCAACUGCUGCGGCGAAGAAGAAGACGGAAGCUGUGAAGGCAAAGCCAGAGAAGAAAGUGACUCAGGCUAAGAAAACGAAGAAGGCGGCGGCUCCAGCGAAGGCAAAGCAGCCAAAGUCAAUUAAGUCUCCUGCUGCUAAGAGGGCUAGGAAAGCUGCUGCUGCUUAAAGCGAGGAGUCUUACAGUAGUUUCCAAGUAUCUGUAUAGGUAUAGAGGUAGUACGGACUUCGGAGUAGGGAAAAUAAAUAAAUGAUGUUUUCUGUUUGUUAGGGAAAGAGUAGUGGAUUGUGAAUAUGGGAAAUGAUGCGGUUCGGUAGAUGAUGAUCAUGGCGGUAUCCGUGGUUGUUUUGGUGUAUAAUGCUUGAGAUGUUUUUAUGUGGUUAGAAUUUUGGGGUUUAAUGGAAUAGAAUCAUCAAACUUUGGGGCUCAACUUGCAAAUA